UUGUAGCUGUGGACAAUGACCGACUCUAUUGGAAACGCAAACCUUAUUGUAGGUACAAAGAGAACACAAGAAGCUUUGCAAACGGAAAGGGACAUCAAAGUUGCUUCAAACACAAAACAAGCAGCCACUACAGAAAACAUGAAAGAGUCCCCAAACAAGAUGAGAACGAAGAACAACUCAUUUAGAGGAAGUAGUUUAUCAAAUGGUAAGGAACCCAACUCGAACGAUGCUUCAAAUAAGCGCAACUACAAGUCUCGAAACGUUCCUAAUAUUACUCCAAAAGCAACCAAUAUUUCCACUGCAAGUACUCCAAGAAAAAGCUUUUUCAAUUCCCAGAUUGAAGCAAUCAUGUUUGCUUUUGGUGAGAGUCGUUAUGUUCCUCGUGAUAUUUUGGAGUUGAUGGAAGAAACUGUGCGCCAAUUCAUCCUAUUUCUUAUUGGACGUCUUUUGAAAAGAACAGAUACAGAAGGAAGUCGACAAGAAAUCCAUUUGAAGCUUUCUGAUGUUAUUGGUCUGAUUCAAAAGGACCGUCGCCUUACUCGUAGAACUUGUGCAUUUGUAAAAUCAGUUGGUGUUCCAGUUGAUGACAAAUAUAACUCUAAGCAUUACUCAGGGGAUAAUUAUUCAGUCAUUCGCAAUCUUUUGGCUCCUUCAUCGGAAACAAUGCCAAAAAUGGAUUCAAAAUCUUCUCAUAGAACUCCUGAAAUACAUUGGAAGGAUUGUGAAUCAUUAAAUGAGACAACAGAAAAUGGCAAGCCUACUUGUCACAAUAAUGAUCAUAGUCAUAAGACAGAGACAAGUCGUCUACAUGCUUCUUCUGGGAGUUCAGAAGUAACUAGGAAAUCAAGUGACUUCAUUGAACAGCAGUUGCUCUUAAAUAACAUUGAUAUUAUGAAUAUUUUAGUUAACAAGGCUGCAGCUUCUUUAAGUCAAGUAUUCUCGCAGGCAAUGUAUCAUGAAUAUUCUUUCUGCAGGAAAGUUGCCAUUACAGCAAGUCCUUCACAACAAAGGAAUUCAAUCGUGGAUCAAACUGGUCACUUUUUACAGUGGUUAGGAACCGCAGAAAAUGGAAUUCAUUUGGAUAAUGCUGUUGUUCAUGCAUUGGGAUAUCUUUCAUGGGAAGCAAUUGGUCUCAUAACUCAAACAAGUUUGGUUCUUCGAUAUAUGUCACAAAGUAUAUUUUCUUCCAAAACAAAAGGAUUGGAGAAUAGACACAUGAGCUCUCUGGAUCCUCGACGUUUAUAUUGUUGUACUGCGCAACAGUUCAUCCUUGCAUUACGUCACGGUUUAGGAACAUGGCUUGUUUUGCCACUAAAUGACGAAGAACUUCGUGGUAUUGCAAAGGAACUUGAGAGGAAAAGUAGUUUGGGAGAUCGUUCAACAUUUGAUAUCAGUAGUUGGCAUAUUCGAACAGUUAGUCAGUUACAGGUAUUUCAAUUGUUGGAUACUCUGAGGUUUUUGCGUGAUAUUCGGCGCAAUGGAACUUAUUCGAGUGUACUUGUCAAUCUUUUUGGCGAUUCAUUAUUGGGAAGAUAAUAAUGGGAGUUUAGAUAUUUGUCAUCUCUCACAUUGGUUGCCUUAUAGAUAAUGUUAUGCGAACUUAAUGGAACUCAUUUUAGGAGAAAUAGUAGCAAGAAUGUAGAAACUCGGAGUUUGACCUAUUUAUUUCGGAAUGGAUAUUGUUGGCUUGAGAUUUUGAAUAAUUUUGUCAAGAGUUUUGUCAGGCUAUGACUUUUCUAAAGAUUGCCUCCCAAACGCUCCGUUGAAAGAUGAAUUGUUUCUAAUAGGAAUAUUGUUGACUCGAUUCAGUUAUAGCAUAUAUGUUCACAGUCACAAUUUGCUUAGAAUUCAGAAAAGACCGAAUUGUUUCGAUUUCUCUUGGCUUUAUCUUGUAUUGAGGAGACGAUACCGUCAGGUUAUUCAGUUGACAGUUCUCAGAGAAUAUGAGGAAGAAUAUCAUAUGAAUAAUGAAGCUAGAGAAAUAUGAAAUGAUUCAUCAACGGAUAGUAUGCAGUGAUAACCUUUUGGAUAUGAACUGUGAAAGAAAAGUGUCAUUGGAAUGAUACAACUUGCCUUUAUAAGAGCUGUAGACUACAAAAAUUUUUGAAAAUUUUACUUGAAGUGAUUGCAAAAUAUUUGAGUUCUCCCGAACCUGGAUUCUUCUUGUUGACAUUUAGAU
Messenger RNA from Galdieria sulphuraria, 2179 nucleotides. RefSeq lists its product as uncharacterized. The record is from RefSeq and is a predicted model, not a curated record. The transcript has 5 exons. The coding region runs from base 16 to 1536 and encodes 506 amino acids. Gene Ontology annotation, biological process: transcription by RNA polymerase II. NCBI's taxonomy places the organism in Eukaryota, Rhodophyta, Bangiophyceae, Galdieriales, Galdieriaceae.